Messenger RNA from Jaminaea rosea, 1896 nucleotides. RefSeq lists its product as hypothetical. Gene Ontology annotation, biological process: amino acid transmembrane transport. NCBI's taxonomy places the organism in Eukaryota, Fungi, Basidiomycota, Exobasidiomycetes, Microstromatales. Bases 282 to 1805 code for a protein of 507 amino acids. Gene Ontology annotation, cellular component: vacuolar membrane. The transcript has a single exon. The record is from RefSeq and is a predicted model, not a curated record. Gene Ontology annotation, molecular function: amino acid transmembrane transporter activity.
GCACCGUUCAUCCGACGCUUUGGGAGAAGAUCUCGCGGCGCGCUGCGCGACUUACUUUGUGCCUCUCGCACCUCGCACUUCGCACCUCGCACCGCCAGACGUCGUCCUCGCUGGGAGCCAACCCUCGGCAUGGCGAUGCGAUUGCGAAAACAGCAAGCGUCGGUGCGGCUGCGUCGAUGCGUCGCGAGCAUGAUCCGAAGGUCUUCCCCACCUUGUCUCCCCACCUUGUCUCCCCACCUUGUCUCGACAUUUCAUCCUCUUAGCAAUACCCUCACGCCAUCAUGUCGAGCGCUGAGAAGGCCAGCGCUGGUGGCAGCGCUACCAGCAUCGACCACGCCCAUGACCACGACCACGAGGGAGGACGCGUUGCCGGACCCCUGACACAGGCCAAGCGCGGCGACUUGGGCGACGAUGCGUACGUGUCGGACGAGGCCUAUGAGCGAGCGGUCCAGGGCAAGGAGGCCAUGCACCAGCUGGGUUGGGUCAAGAUGGCUACUCUCCUCUGCGUCGAGGCCAUCGCCUUGGGAUCACUCAGUCUGCCGGGCGCCUUUGCUACGCUGGGCAUGGUUGGCGGUGUGCUCCUCACCGUAGGCACAGGCGUUCUCGCAACGUACACCGGCUGGAUCUGCGGUCAAGUCUACCUCUUCUACCCUGGCUUGAAGUCAUUUCCCGAUGCCGGUCGACAGCUCUUCUCUCCCCUCGGCCCCCGCUGGGCUCGAUUCGGCUACGAGCUAGUCUCCGUUCUCUUCGUCGCUCAGCUCACACUCAACUACGCCAGCCACGCCCUCACGGGCUCCAUCAUGUGGCAGCACAUCACCGACCGCGACGACAUCUGCUCCAUCAUCUGGGUCCUCGUCUCCGCGGUAAUGUUGACGCUACUCGCAUCGCCGCCUACGUUCGAGAAGUUCUCCUUCUUGGGCUACGUCGACUUCGUGUCUAUCAUCAUCGCCAUCCUGAUCGUGAUGAUCGCGACUGGCGUAUCGGGCCCUACCCCAGCCUCGGACUGGUCCGCGUGGCCGCAGCCGGGCACCACCUUCGUACAAGGAUUCGCGGCCGUCACGAACGUCCUCUUCGCCUAUGCGUUCGUCAUCGUCCAAUUCUCGCUGCAGACGGAGAUGAAGAACCCAAAGGACGUGACCAAGUCGGUCAUCGUAGUCGGGGGUGUUCAAAUUCUCGUAUACACUCUGACGGGCGCACUCAUCUACGCCUUCGUUGGGCAGAGCGUCGAGUCGCCAGCCAUUCUCAGCGCUGGAUCCAAGACGAUCGUACGAGUGGCCUUCGGCAUCGCCAUGCCCGUGAUCUUCAUCUCAGGGAGCAUCAACGCGAACGCCGUAGCGCGCUACGUUCACCACCGGAUCUAUUCUCACUCGCGCCAUCAGUACAUCAACACGGGACCCGGAUGGCUCCUCUGGAUCGCCAUUCUGGCAGUGCUGGGGGUCGUAGCCUUCGUGGUCGCGGAGGCCAUUCCGUUUUUCUCUGACCUUCUAGGCAUAAUUUCAAGCCUCCUGAUAAGUGCCUUCACCCUAUGGCUCCCGAGUGUACGCGGAUUGCGAUUUACGUUGAUGCUCGAAGCAAAGCUGACCUUCUCUUCUCCCCUCGUGCGCGUGCAGGUCUUGUGGUACUUUAUGCUGCGGCAGGGCGCGCCCUUGAGCAGGCAGAACCUUAUCCACACGCUACUGUGCCUGGUCUGCUUCAUCUACGGAGUGACAGUCCUCGGUGUCGGAACCUACGCAAAUGUGGACUCGAUUGUGCAGAAGUACACCGUAGGCAAAGUUCGCUCCGCGUUCUCCUGCGCGCCGCUUUAGGCGAGCUUGGGCAACGAGCGGAUCUGCAACUGCUGCAUAGGCCUGUCAGCCGAGUUGACUCUCUCAAUCAAAUCACUUCUCCAGACCGUGC